Messenger RNA from Blumeria graminis f. sp. triticale, 1596 nucleotides. Lineage: Eukaryota; Fungi; Ascomycota; Leotiomycetes; Helotiales; Erysiphaceae. The record is from the annotation of a GenBank genome assembly.
AUGGCGAUGCCACCGGGGACCAACAACAUGCACAAUUUGACAACACUUAUUAAACGGCUAGAAGCUGCAACCUCCCGACUGGAAGAUAUAGCAUCUUCAACCGUUGAAUUACCCAAAGUAGAUGGGGUACCCGUCAUAUCUACAACUAGUCCUCUGUCUCCACCAGCUGCACAAGCUUCACAGAUCAAUGAAUGUGUUCCUGGAGACCUGCCAGAAUCAGUAGAGGAGUUUGAUGCAUUUAUCUCUGGCCCUGUUCAAAACUUCGUGAAUAUAAGUAACAAAUUAGGGGGUCCUGUAGCUGAACAGGCCUGUAGUCUUCUAAAGGCAUUUUCUGGACAGCGGAAAUUUAUCUUUAUCACAACCAAGGCUAAAAAACCAGAUAUGAGCAGUGCUACUUUCAUGCAGCUCCUCAAACCUCUACAGGACUCGAUCACCGCCAUAAGUGAGAUUCGAGAUUCAAACCGGGGCUCUCUUGCAUUCAAUCAACUGAGUGCUGUCUCGGAAAGUAUUGGCGUCCUCGCCUGGAUAACCGUAGAGCCAAAACCGCACAAACAUAUCAUGGAGUAUCUAGGCUCUGCACAAUAUUGGGGAAAUAGAGUACUGAAAGAUUAUAAAGACUCGGACCCAAAGCAAGUUGAAUGGAUUCAGUCUUACUAUAAAGUUUUUAAUGACUUAGCCGAAUAUGUCAAGCAAACCUUUCCAUCCGGGAUUCUUUGGAAUUCGAGUGGUAUCUCUGCAGAAGAGGCAAUCAAAGUUGUUGAAAAAAGCACGCCUCCAUCUUUCUCAAACCAUUCCAAGGCACCUGGUGCCCCUCCACCACCUCCACCACCUCCACCAGGGCCACCUCCAUCUAUUCUCCUUGAUGACUCUAAACAAACUAAUUCAAAAAAUGGAAUAGGAGCAGUUUUCAGUGAAAUAAAUAAGGGAGCAGACAUCACGAAGGGUUUGAAAAAAAUAAGUUCAGACCAGAUGACCCAUAAAAAUCCAUCUCUACGAGCUGGCGCUACAGUCUUGGCAAGAAGUGACAGCAACACUAGUGCCUCCUCUAUCAGUCCUUCCAAAAGUCCAAUCCCUGGAAAAAAACCCAAGCCUGAAAGUAUGCGGACCAAGAAGCCUUCAGUCAAAAAGUUGGAAGGAAAUAAAUGGUUUAUAGAAAACUUUGAGAAUGAACCGCAGCCCGUAAAAAUUGAAGCCUCAAUCUCUCAGUCUAUUAUAAUAAGUCGUUGUUCAAAAACCACAAUCAUAAUUCAUGGCAAGGCGAAUGCCAUCUCUAUUGACAACUCUCCUAAGCUCUCUCUCAUCGUUGACUCACUUGUCUCCUCAGUAGAUAUAAUCAAAUCUUCCUCUUUUGCAAUGCAGGUACUUGGCACUCUGCCAACUAUAUUAAUGGAUUCAGUCGAUGGCGCACAAGUCUACUUAGGAAAGGAUAGCCUGGGUACUGAAAUUUUCAGUAGUAAGUCUACCGGUAUUAACUUAAAUAUUUUGGACGCUUCGAAAGAUGAUGAUGAUUAUAAAGAAAUCCCACUACCUGAACAGAUUCGCACAUGGAUCGAUGGUGGGAAAGUGCUGAAUGAAAUAGUUGAACAUGCUGGUUGA